Messenger RNA from Saimiri boliviensis boliviensis (Bolivian squirrel monkey), 1637 nucleotides. It is a transcript of the gene ART1, whose product is annotated as ADP-ribosyltransferase 1. The record is from RefSeq and is a predicted model, not a curated record. Gene Ontology annotation, molecular function: NAD+-protein-arginine ADP-ribosyltransferase activity; NAD+ poly-ADP-ribosyltransferase activity. Lineage: Eukaryota; Metazoa; Chordata; Mammalia; Primates; Cebidae.
UGCAAGGGGUAGGGAUUGACAACAUAAAAAACAAAACAAAACAAAAAAAAACCUCGUCCUCUCCUCUCCUGGUGGCCAUGGUGGAGACCAGCAGCAGCUUCCCCAACCAGGACAAGGCUUAGAUGAGGAAACCGAGACCCAAAGAGAGACAGCAACUGGCCCAGGGUCACCAGCAUGCAGAUGCCUGCCAUGAUGUCUCUGCUUCUUGUGUCUGUGGGCCUCAUGGAAGCACUUCAGGCCCAGGGUCACACCAUCACACACCGAGACCUCUUCUCUCGAGAGAUGCCGCUGGACAUGGCCCUGACCUCCUUUGAUGACCAGUAUGCUGGCUGUGCCACCGCCAUGACAGCUGCUCUCCUAGAUCUCAACCACACAGAGUUCCAGGCCAACAAGGUAUAUGCAGAUGGCUGGGCACUAGCAAGCAGCCAAUGGCAGGAGCGCCAGGCCUGGGGUCCAGAGUGGAGCCUCAGCCCUACCCGUUCACCCCUGCCACCUCCAGGCUUCCGCGAUGAGCAUGGGGUGGCCCUCCUGGCCUACACAGCCAACAGCCCCCUGCACAAGGAGUUCAACGCAGCCGUCCGUGAGGCAGGCCGCUCCCGGGCCCACUACCUCCAACACUUCUCCUUCAAGACACUCCAUUUCCUGCUGACUGAGGCCCUGCAGCUGCUGGGAAGGAGGCAGCGUCCACCCCGGUGCCACCAGGUGUUCCGAGGCGUGAACGGCCUGCGCUUCCGACCAGCAGGGCCUAGGGCCACUGUGAGGCUGGGGGGCUUUGCCUCCGCUUCCCUGAAGAAUGUUGCAGCCCAGCAGUUUGGUGAGGACACCUUCUUUAGCAUCUGGACCUGCCUUGGGGCCCCUAUCAAGGGCUACUCCUUCUUCCCUGGAGAGGAAGAGGUGCUGAUACCCCCCUUUGAGACCUUCCAAGUGAUCAAUGCCAGCAGACCGGCCCAGGGGCCUGCCCGCAUCUACCUUCGGGCCCUGGGCAGGCACAGUACCUACAACUGCGAGUACAUCAAAGACAAGAAGUGCAAGUCUGGGCCUUGCCGUCUGGAUAAUUCAGCCAUGGGGCAAAGCCCCUUCUCUGCAGUCUGGGCUCUGCUACUACUGCUCUGGUUCCUCACGGUGAGGCCCUUUCCAGAUGGUCCAGGCUUCCUUUGAUGCAUGAGACACAGGACAGCCUUGCCCACCACCUCUGCCCAGCUUGAGGAUGUUGGCUGUGUGUGCUUUCAAUGUAACCAAGAUUCCUGGCAACCCCAUCUGCAAGGAACUCCAGGACCUCCUCUGGUGGCUGUCAGACCUGCUGGGGGGAGAAACAGGAGACAAUCUGGGGACUGAACUUACCCAGGGCUCCAGGAGUGAGACUCUGAAUAAUGGUUGGGGCCAGUAGGGGGAUUGCGGGGGACUUCAAGACAGGCAGCAACUCAAGUGGAGAUAGAAAGGACUGUUGCUGAUUUGGGGGUGACUGAAGAGGAAAGCACUUGGCCAUGAUACCUGCUGGUGUUAUUCAGAUGCCUCAUAUAUCCAUCUGCAAAGCUCCCAUCCACGCCUCCAGGAAGCCUUCUCUGACCUCUCCCACUGGGCUAGGGUAGGGACCCUGUGUCUACACCCCCAUAUAGAGCCCUAGAUGCUUCUCUAUA